This is a messenger RNA of Malania oleifera, 2890 nucleotides long. Its product is annotated as L-type lectin-domain containing receptor kinase S.6. The coding region runs from base 202 to 2334 and encodes 710 amino acids. The transcript has a single exon. Gene Ontology annotation, cellular component: plasma membrane. The record is from RefSeq and is a predicted model, not a curated record. Gene Ontology annotation, molecular function: protein kinase activity; ATP binding; carbohydrate binding. Gene Ontology annotation, biological process: protein phosphorylation. Lineage: Eukaryota; Viridiplantae; Streptophyta; Magnoliopsida; Santalales; Ximeniaceae.
AAGGCGGAGAGAAACUCUCUACUCGAGGGCUAACAAUAGGGCACAUUCAGUCGCAGAUAGAGAUCAAAUGGUCAAACAGGCAGCAAAUUUCAUUUCUUUGUACCCCUGUUCUUUCAUUUCCUUCCCAAUCCAUAUCUAUCUCUGCAUUGUCUUCGUUUCUGCCAAGAACAUCAAGAUCUUCCUCCCACUGAUUGUAAGACAAUGCCUUCUUCCUCCUCUUCUUCUUCUUCUUCUUCUUCUUCUUUUUCUUCUUCUUCUUCUUCUUCUUCUCUGCUGUUUUUGAUUCUUUUCUUCUUCUUCUGUGAGUCCAUCUCGUCGUCCCUCUCCAUUCCCUUCUUGCCUGUGAACAAUAUCACUCUUUUUGGCGAUUCUUACUUCAGAAACAACUCCAUUAGCCUCACACAAGAACUCAACUGCCUAUCUCCUCCUCCUCCCUCCUCUUCUUCCUACUCUGGAAUGGGCAGAGCCUUCUACGUUUACCCAAUUCGUUUUCUUGAUUCAGCAAACAAUGUCACAGCCUCCUUCUCCUGCCGCUUCUCCUUCACCAUUCUUCCUACCCCAAUGUGCCCUUUCGGCGACGGCCUCACCUUUCUCAUUACCUCUAAUUCCGCAUACAUCGGCCUCUCCGACGGCCGCAUCGGCCUUCCGGAGUCUGCCAUGAGCCCCCAAGAUUCCUUCAUAGCCGUAGAAUUCGAUACCAGUUUCGACCCGUCUCUCGGCGACAUUAAUGGCAAUCACAUCGGCAUCGACAUCAACUUCCCCGUCUCUUUUGCUUCGGUCGAUGCCAUUUCCAGCGGGAUUGAUCUUAAAGGCGGCAGGCAAAUGACUGCUUGGAUUGAGUACAGAGAUACUCUGAAAUUGAUGCGAGUUUGGAUUGGGUACUCUCUGAUUAGGCCUCCCGCUCCCCUUCUUGUCGCCCAAAUCGACCUUUCCAAGCAUUUCAGAGAGUUUAUGCAUGUUGGGUUCUCUGCUUCUAAUGGACGGGGCUCUGCCAUUCAUCUAAUUGACAGAUGGCGAUUCAAAACCACAGGGUUCCUCGCUUCCGCCGUUCCAAUGGCUGCGGUGGAAGAAGGGGAUUGUCUCAUGUGCUCUCCGGAAGAUUCAAAUAACAGCAGUCGCUCUGGUGUUCGCCAUAAAGGAGGAACAAGCAUGGAAGAAUUGCUGCUUGGAUUGGGAGGCUUGGCUGCGUUUCUAUUCUCUGCAGUGGCUGUUUUUGCAAUUGGGUUUUGCUUCAUGAGGAAGAAGAGGCUCACGGGUAGAAGACGAAAUGAAAGCCAGAUCUCUAGAAUUCAAAUGAACAGAGUUCCUACAACACUACCACUAUCCCAGGUAAAGUCUGCCACUGCAGGGUUUAACUCGAACAGAAUUAUCGGUGAGGGUGCAUCGGCGGUUGUCUAUGAAGGGCUCCUACCCUCUGGUGAAGCAGUUGCAGUGAAAAGGUUCAGUCAGAUAAAUCGAACCAAUUGCUUCGGUGAUCCCUUCGCCACUGAGUUCGCAACUAUGGUGGGCUGCCUGCGGCACAAGAACUUAGUUCAGCUCCAAGGAUGGUGCUGUGAAGGGACUGAACUAGUCCUAGUUUAUGAGUACCUUCCCAAUGGAAGCCUCGACAAGAUCCUGCACAAGAGCUCCAAUUCGUCGAGAUUCCUCACAUGGGAACGGAGGAUGAAGAUAGUCCUUGGGGUUGCUUCCGCGCUAGCGUACCUACACGAAGAAUGUGAGAGGCAGAUCAUUCACAGGGAUGUGAAGUCCUGCAACAUAAUGCUCGACGCUGAGUUCAAUGCCAAGCUCGGAGACUUUGGUUUAGCAGAAGUUUAUGAACACAGUUCCAUUACGAGGGAUGCCACUAUACCGGCAGGAACCAUGGGGUAUCUUGCUCCUGAGUAUGUUUAUUCCGGUGUUCCCACAGAAAAAACAGAUGUUUACAGUUUUGGUGUUGUGGUGCUGGAAGUGGCAACGGGGCGAAGGCCUGUUGAUGAUGAUGCAGUUGCGAUCACCGAUUGGGUGUGGGACUUGUGGGAGAAUGGGAAGUUGACUGAAGCUGCUGAUUUUAGGUUGAGGGGUAGGUUUAAUGUGGUGGAGAUGAAGAGACUGUUGAUGGUUGGACUGUCUUGUGUGCACCCAAACUGCGAAAAGAGGCCGAGGGUAAAGGAAGCUGCAAGGAUCAUUAGAGGUGAGGCGCCACUGCCCGUUCUACCAGCGAGGAAGCCAAUGGUUAGAAUUCGAACUGUUUUGCCAGAAUGUACUGAAGAAUUGCUGAAUUUUUAUGGGGACAGGAGUCCUGCCAUGGACGAUCCAUUGUGGUUAACCCCGAAGACUCAUUUCAGUAGGGACUAGCCUGAAAAGAAACUUGAAAUGUAUGAAAGUUAUUGCAUUCUGCAUUAGAAAUGCUUGAGCUUUUUGGGACUGGUAAUCUCGAGAAUUACUCUAACCUAAUGUUUGAGAGCUUGCGCGUGAGUUUGAUCAAAAUACAAUACAAAAAUGUAUUAUAUUCAGUACAAAUCAUUGCAAAUCCAACUCCCAAACACAGCCUAGCUGCCUUUUAGGUCAUAAACUGUAUGAUGUGAUUUCUAAACGUUGCGAAAUAGAAAUCCUUGGAAGAAAUAUUAAGGAGCAUGUGGAUGGAAUUCUCAAUAAGCCCACUUUGUUUUAUAUAGCGCGGAGACAAUUCAGUUCAUCAGAAUAAGCUAGCUGUCUGAUAGAAUCCGCCUACUAACGUGAAGGCUCUCAUAUCUCAAACUGCUGCCUACUCCUCCCCACUCUUAAUGACAACAUUAUGUAACUUUUUAACUGUCAUUGCGGCCAUUGUUCCGCUUCAUUCAGUAUGAUGGAUUUGUGUUUCAUUGUAAACAUUAAUAGCCUCAAAUAAAAUUAUUAUCAUAUUUAUUGAGGU